AUGCCUAAUUUCACAGAUGUGGCAGAAUUCAUUCUCCUGGGGCUGACCUGUCGUCAGGAGCUACGGGUCCUGUUUUUUGUGGUGUUCCUGAUAGUUUACUCGAUCACUCUGGUAGGAAACAUUGGUAUGAUCAUUUUGAUCAGGGUGAGUCCUCAGCUCCAGAGCCCUAUGUACUUUUUCCUAAGUCAUCUGUCUUUUGUAGAUGUAUGGUUCUCCUCCAAUGUCACCCCUAAAAUGCUGGAAAACUUAAUAUCUAAGACAAAAACCAUUUCCUACGUGGGAUGUUUGGUGCAGUGCUACUUUUUCAUUGCCCUUGUCCACGUGGAGGUUUAUAUCUUGGCAGUGAUGGCCUUUGACCGCUACAUGGCCAUCUGCAACCCUCUGCUUUACAGCAGUAAAAUGUCCAGGACCGUGUGCGUGCGGCUCAUCUCUGUGCCUUACGUCUAUGGAUUUUCUGUCAGUCUCAUCUGCACGCUGUGGACCUACGGCUUGUACUUCUGUGGGAACUUUGAAAUCAACCACUUCUACUGUGCAGACCCCCCUCUCAUCAAGAUCGCCUGCGGGGGGGUGCACAUCAAAGAGUACACGAUGAUAGUCAUUGCAGGAAUUAACUUCACCUAUUCCCUCUCGGUGGUCCUGGUCUCCUACACGCUCAUCGUAGUGGCUGUCUUGCGCAUGCGCUCCGCCGAGGGCCGGAGGAAGGCCUUCUCCACCUGCGGCUCCCACCUGACCGCUGUUUCCAUGUUUUACGGGACCCUCAUCUUCAUGUAUCUUAGGCGGCCCACCGAGGAGUCUGUGGAGCAGGGGAAAAUGGUGGCUGUGUUUUACACCACAGUGAUUCCCAUGCUGAAUCCCAUGAUCUAUAGUCUAAGAAACAAGGACGUGAAAGAGGCUGUCAACAAAGCCAUUGCCAAGGGGAACUUGGGCCGGUAA
Otolemur garnettii (small-eared galago) is the source of this 933-nucleotide messenger RNA. RefSeq names its product olfactory receptor 5M9. NCBI's taxonomy places the organism in Eukaryota, Metazoa, Chordata, Mammalia, Primates, Galagidae. Gene Ontology annotation, biological process: G protein-coupled receptor signaling pathway; sensory perception of smell. Gene Ontology annotation, molecular function: G protein-coupled receptor activity; olfactory receptor activity; odorant binding. The transcript has a single exon. The record is from RefSeq and is a predicted model, not a curated record. Gene Ontology annotation, cellular component: membrane. The coding region runs from base 1 to 933 and encodes 310 amino acids.